AUGGAAGCUUCAGAAGCCUGUUCAUCGCAUUCCUCUUCUUUGGAUGCACACAAUGAAUGUCCAUACCGGGAAAAAAAGUCAAAUAUUAAUCCGUGCACAUUGAUGCCACAUCCCGAAAUCUUGAACGCAACUUCAAUUGACGGGAUUUCAUCUCCGCUCUCAAAAGGCCUAUCCACAGAGAGGGAAUCAAGCACGAUCCCCAAAGUAACUGCACCUGGACAUGUUGAUGAAACAUGGAAGUAUCCAUCUCCCCGAAUGUUUUAUCAUGCUCUUUUAAGGAAAGGCUACGCCACAGAUCCACAAGAUAUUGACAGCAUGUUAUUUAUUCACAAUCAAUUAAACGAGGGGGUCUGGAAACACAUUUUGGAGUGGGAAAACUUUAUGCAACCCAACGCUACUGGCAGAUGCCAACCGCUGCUAAAAAGCUUUCAAGGGCGGCCUCAAAAGCUGUCUCCAAAGGCCUGGUUUGCCCACAAAUUCCUAGGCGCCGAUAAGCCGUUUGAUAGACACGAUUGGGUGAUUGAGCGCUGCGGAAAAAAAGUUAGAUAUGUUAUUGACUACUACGAAAACGGAGUUGACCAAUCCGGCUCUCCAACUAUGAAUGUAUGUGUUAGGCCUGCAUUAGACAGCAUUGAAUCAAUUUUCUAUCGCUUCCGUCGAUUUCUUGACAGCUAA
Mitosporidium daphniae is the source of this 675-nucleotide messenger RNA. RefSeq names its product cytochrome C1 heme lyase. Gene Ontology annotation, cellular component: mitochondrion. Gene Ontology annotation, molecular function: holocytochrome-c synthase activity. NCBI's taxonomy places the organism in Eukaryota, Fungi, Microsporidia. The record is from RefSeq and is a predicted model, not a curated record. The transcript has a single exon. Bases 1 to 675 code for a protein of 224 amino acids. Gene Ontology annotation, biological process: cytochrome c-heme linkage.